CUGUGAUUGACAUUGUUGAAUUCAUCAGACUAUUCAGACUGUGUAACAGACAAGAAAUUUGUAUUUAACACUACUAUUUUAUUUAUUAUUAUCGCCAUAGUUUAAUAAUCUUAGAGUCUUGUCAAGUGUUCAUUGUAAAGUCAUAAUUAUAAUGGAAAUAGACAGUUUUUUAAGAAAACUUCCAAAAGUCGAGUUACAUGCUCAUUUAAAUGGGUCAUUAAGUCGUUCUACGAUGCUAGAACUGCAGAGGUAUUAUGCUGACUCUGGAAUGACUGAUAACAUGAAUGCUUUCUUCGAUGAAUUUGAAAUGGCCGCCGGUGACCCCAGAAGCUUUUCGGACUGCUUCCAAGUAUUCAGAAUUGCACAUAACCUAACAACAACUCCGUCGGCUCUGGAAAUAGCCUUAUUUUCAACACUCAAGGAGUUUCAAGAUGAUGGUUGUUGUUACAUAGAACUCCGAAGUACGCCUCGUGAUACCCAGUACAUGAGCAAAAGACAGUAUAUUGAUACUUUAGUGAAGUCAAUUCGGACGUCACCACAGCAUCUAACGAUUAUCACGCGUCUAAUAAUUUCCAUUUGUAGACAUUCCCCGCUUGCGGAUGCUGAAGAGAUUGCAGAUUUAGCUAUUGAAUUUUAUAAAAGUUAUCCGGAUAUAGUUGUGGGUAUCGAUUUUAGUGGCAACCCAACAGUGGGUAGUUUUAAAGAUUUUGUCCCCGCGCUGUCCAGGGCGCGUGAAGCGGGAUUAAAAGUGACUCUACACUGCGGAGAGGUGUUUAACCCGUCUGAAGUACAGGAAAUGCUUGAAUUUAAACCUGAAAGAAUUGGACAUGGAACUUGUAUUCAUCCUAAAUAUAGAGGCACUGAUGAGACAUGGGUGAACUUAUGUAAAUCACGUAUACCAGUUGAAUUGUGUUUAACCAGCAAUGUCAAUUCAAAGUCGAUUUCAGAUUAUGAUUCCCAUCACUUCAAAUAUUAUUACACGGCUGGAAUUCCUCUAGUCAUCUGCACUGACGACAAAGGAGUAUUCUCAACGUCUCUAUCACACGAAUAUAAAAUAUGCGCAGAAACUUUUCAUCUCGAACCUUCAAAGCUUGCCGAACUGUCGUUAAAAGCCUGUGAUUAUAUAUUUGCAGAAGACAUGCGAACAAAAGUUAAAGAGAUAAUAUCUAAUUUUGUACAAAAAAAUUGCUAAUUAGUCACUCAGUGAUUAUUCAAGAUAACAGUGGUUAAGAUUUUCAUUUAGUUAAUUAAUUAUUAAAGAACAAAAAAGUCUACUAGAAUGUUAUCGAACAUAUCAUAACUAAAGUGUAAUUUUCUUUUCCUUGUUUAUAUUAUACUUAUCAAUUAAUGAAA
Pectinophora gossypiella (pink bollworm) is the source of this 1353-nucleotide messenger RNA. It is a transcript of the gene Ada, whose product is annotated as adenosine deaminase-like protein. Gene Ontology annotation, molecular function: adenosine deaminase activity. Bases 152 to 1192 code for a protein of 346 amino acids. Gene Ontology annotation, biological process: adenosine catabolic process; inosine biosynthetic process. The transcript has 7 exons. Lineage: Eukaryota; Metazoa; Arthropoda; Insecta; Lepidoptera; Gelechiidae. The record is from RefSeq and is a predicted model, not a curated record.